CGAUCCAGUCGCUGUUUGCACCUUCCUCAAGUACUCGAGAACAACGCGCGGAACUGUGAUUGCUUCCUUCAUCACGAACCAUUGGACCGACUCGUCGCAUGUUGGAGUCGUGAGCGACCCUUCGUAGUAAUAGUACGAGCGGUCGGCGGGGAGAAAACCAAUCCAUGCGGACGAAGGUAUCCAGUUUCCGGCAUAACGCUGAUGGGAAGGCGGUUGAUCAAAGGCGAUUGGGGGGAGUUGCUCCCCGCGUACGCAAGAACUCCAACAACAAGGUAUUUUUCUGAGUCCGGUCCCGAGGGCGCCACCCGCUCGUGAACGAAGUGAAUCUCCAGCGCGGCUUGGUGCCCGUUGAUGCGGUGCUCGGAGCCGGCUCCGUCGUUUUCGCCCCAGUGCAUGUGAAACUGCGCCAGUUGGUAUUCGCCGAGAUGAGUCCUCGUAGUAAUUGCGGGGCUACCGGGGAACGGAGUAAACUUGAUCGUGUGCCCGUUGUUUUUCAGUUCGCCAUCGACUUCCAAAUCCCAGUUUGUGAAGACAAGAUUUU
Geodia barretti is the source of this 541-nucleotide messenger RNA. Lineage: Eukaryota; Metazoa; Porifera; Demospongiae; Tetractinellida; Geodiidae. The record is from the annotation of a GenBank genome assembly.